AUGGUCCUCUUCGAGUCAUCAUACCAGCUGUGCGCGUGGUACCUUCAGGGCCACCCGCUGAAUGCCCUGGGCGAGUACCAGAGCCUCGACGUGCACGCCGAGGCGGUGAGAGCGGUCUCGCGCGGGCCCUAUCCGUGGGGCUCUUGCCGUGCGCCGACGGACCCGCCGCGCCGCCUGCAGAGCGCGCCCGCCGUGUGCGGCCGCCCCGCUGUCAACCUUGCUCGCCUCGAGGUCCGAGGAGGCCUGGCGGACUGGAGCGCCGAGGACGCCCCCCUGCUGCCAGGCUUCGUGCGCAUGCUCGCGGAGCUCCUCCUGGGGUGCAUCGAGGGCCACGACCCCGAGGAGGCCAGCUCCACGAAGCUGCGCGGGCGCGUCGUGGACCUCACCGAGGCGGAGGAGGUGUGCACGGCCUGCAUGACCUCGGCCUUGCACCUGCUGCUCAUCGACCCCUCCCCCCCCACCGUGCUGGAGAGCCUUGCUGCUGGCCUCGGGCAGGGCAUCGCUUUGGAGGAGAGCGACAGAACUGCGAACGAGAAGGCCGUGAACGCCGUAAUGAAGGCCACCGGGAAGCGCAGUGGCCACACCUUCGGAGCCAGGCUGGACCUGGUCGUCAGCUGGCCGGGCGCCCCGGCACCCGCGUGGGUCGACGUCACGGACCGCUCGGCCGCGGAGUCGGGGCCAGCGGAGCGGCUGGUCGGCCACGCAGCGGCGGACGCGGAGCGCCGGGAACGCGGCAGCUUCGGCGCCGCGGUCUGGCCUUUCGCCGUGGAGGCCGAGUGGCGCCUGGGCGCGGCGGCGCAGCAGUUCAUCGCGGCGACCGCUGCUGCGGCCCGCCGCGUGGCGACGCUGCCCGGCGAGCCGGGUGGGCAGCAGGGUGCCGACUAUGCACGGCAGAUUGCUUCGCGGGUGUCCGGCGCGCUCGUGGCGCGUCUCGCCGACCUGCUCCCGGCGGCGGUGCCAGGCGCUGGGCCGCUGGGGGCCUCGGCCAUGGCGGGCAACUUCAACCUCCAGCGCCUGCUCGGGCAGAUCCCCGGCAUGGGGGGCGGCGGCCAGCAGCAGCCAGAGCAGGACGCACCGCUGCCGGACACCGCGGAGCAAGUGUACAUCUCAUCGCUAGCGUUGCUGAAGAUGCUGAAGCACGGGCGCGCGGGGGUGCCGAUGGAGGUGAUGGGCUUGAUGCUCGGUGAGUUCAUCGACGACUACACAAUUCGAGUCGUCGACGUGUUCUCGAUGCCGCAGUCUGGCAACAGCGUGAGCGUCGAGGCGGUAGACCCGGUGUUCCAGACAAAGAUGCUUGACAUGCUCAAGCAGACUGGAAGGAGCCCGAGAUGGUCGUGGGGUGGUACCACUCGCACCCGGGCUUCGGGUGCUGGUUCUCUGGCACCGACGUGA
This is a messenger RNA of Prorocentrum cordatum, 1392 nucleotides long. NCBI's taxonomy places the organism in Eukaryota, Dinophyceae, Prorocentrales, Prorocentraceae. The record is from the annotation of a GenBank genome assembly.